AUGCUAAAAACUGUAAUAUCGAAGCUGGAGAAAGAGGCGACAGGAACUAAUGCCGAAGAGGCCUGGGACGAAAUUGAUGAUGAUCACCUGUGCCACGGCAAUGGCAAUCGCCAACAGAAAUCUGCUCUAUACGAUAUCAACGUAAUCGCUCUUCCUAUUGCGGAGCCUUUAGUGAAGAUCGAUAAGGAGAACAACAAUACUGUUGAGCCGCAAACUCCAGUUAGCAACAGUUUGGUAGAAAAUAAUUCUCAUCACAUAAAUGAUGAGACUGAGAAGAACUUAGUAUCGCCAGCUAAUGAAAAUUCUUCUUCGCCUGCUAAGGAACCGAAACCGUCUCCAUUACGAGAAAAUGCACGAUCUCGAAGCAACUCAUCACUAAACACUUGUGUGGCGUGUCAAAGUAAAACUCCCAUCGUUCCUUUGCAGCCAAUAAAACGCGUAGUUGAAGAACGACCACCUGCAGAAAAGAAGCAAGACUCGGCGUUUGUACCGCCGAAUUGUCCACCUCCACGAAUAAGCCGAAUGGCCACUCUUAGUCCAGAGGAGCACGAACGACUUCAAACCGAAAAUGCGAAGAAAAUAGAAGCAGUCAAAAUGACCAUGGCGGAGGUUGUGCCAUCUUUGUCCAAAGGGAAACGAACAGGAAUUCUUGUAGAUUCAGGAGCACCGCCCAAGAAGAGAGGACGUCCAAAAGGGCGUAAUGGUUAUCUACGAAAGAAGUCACACACCGCAGCAGUCCGAUCCUGCACGGAUUUGACCGAUCGAGCCUCGGGACGUCAUUUUGCAUCCCCAAAGUCGCAACAUGUGCCAAAUACCUCGAAUGAAGAUGGUUCAUCCGCAAAACGAAGAAAAGAUGGUGGUCGUGAACGAGCAAGAAGCUGGGCAUCAACAGGAUCUGCUGAUUUCCGUAGUCGCAAAAGAAGAAGAGACUUAAGUGCCCAUUCAAGUAAUACAUCUGACGAUGGUGGCUGCGUUACACCACCCUUACGAAUCGUUGAAGAAACUGCUGCGGAAAUUGCGAAUUCACGUGAGAGCAGAAAUGCCAGCGACAGAUCGAGAGAAGCUCGACUGGAACGGGAAGCUGAUUCGUGGAUUCGAUACCUUAUCAAGGAGCUGACUUCACUUUUGCCAUCUAUGCAGGAUGAUCAAAAACUAAAAAUCGCAUGCACCCUGCAGAGGAUUAUCUGCGAACAAAGAGAUCUUCAGCACCUGAUAUCGAUGGUCACCUUGUUGGAAACAGAAGUCAAUGAACAAUUCCAACACAGCAGAGAUGAUGCCGAGCAAAUGCUUGAUGAGCACAGUGGAAAGUGCAAUCGAAAAAACAUGAGAAUAAACGAUUCAAUAAAUUCCUUACGCAAUGACGUGACCCGCCUUUUGGAUUUGUAUGGAUCACUUCAGCAGAUCGUCACGAAGCAUACGGACGAGAUGGAGACACUGAAGACAACAUUUAGAAAAUCUUGUAACUCAGUGAAACAGACUGGCGCAGAGCUGAAGGCUAAGCUUGAAAGCUUGAAAAAGGAUAAGGAAGCAAAUGGAACUAAGAGUGAUGAGCGCCAAUUCCAAAAUGAUAUGUGCAACUUACCUGCCUUAUUUCCCCCACCGCCACCGCCGCCCCCUACGGCAAGUGUAAACGAAAAGCGCAGCGACACCUCUUCGCCACUAUCUGGCAAUGCAAAUCCACUAAUCAGACAACGGCUACCUCCUAAUCGUACCCCAGAUAACCUCAGAGCAUUAGCAUCAGGAAGACAAGCACCUGCUAAUGGUAAUGGAGCGACGAACUCCAGAAAUGCACCGCCAUUUUCGCCGCCCUUUUAUGGAUCACUUCUGCCUCCACCGCAAAAAUUGAUGUACGACUAUUUUCAAUUACAACAUCUCCAGCAAAUGCAGAAUAUCGUUCCCCCUCCGCUAGCACCUUUCUUGCCAAAUGUCUUGAUGGAGAACAACCAACUGUCCUUGCCGUUCCAGCGUGUUUCAACCGAACAACACAAUGCUCGGGGUGAAAACUCCACCCAGCAGAGGUGUCAUAGUGGAGCCAAUGAGAAUUCCGAUUAUGGGAGCAAACUGCGAAGAUAGGCUGUAUAUAUUGGAACUGUAAAAUGAUUAUAGUGACAUACAUAUAAGUGUUGUUUUACUGUUCAUCUCUGAUAAGAAAUUAAUAGUCGUAGUCAUCUAAAUAGUAAUUCUGGUAAGAUGUGUAUGUGUUUGAUGUGGAAGCAAGUCCCAUUAGUAAUAGCGGUCUCGCAAACUCAAACUGUAUAGUAUUUGCUUUGUUUUUUUCGAAAAUGUGGUCCUACCCACUUGCAUACACACUACUUCUCUGUACAUACCACUGUGUUAUUUAACAUUAUAAACUUCGUUGUUGAGGUGUGUAAAAUUC
Messenger RNA from Cylicocyclus nassatus, 2377 nucleotides. The record is from the annotation of a GenBank genome assembly. Lineage: Eukaryota; Metazoa; Nematoda; Chromadorea; Rhabditida; Strongylidae.